UCCCCUUCUUUCUCUCCUUCUCUCUUUCCUUCUCUCUCCUCUCUUCUUUCUCUCCUUCUCUCUUUCUUUCUCUCCUCCCCUCCUUCGUUCCUCUUUUUCUUUUCCUCCUUCUCUCUUUUUCCCUCUCCUUCCCUCUCACUUAAAUGCCAUGUAUUUUCUCUUGGUUCUGCAGUUGGAGGUUUUUCUCCCCCGGCUGGAGCUUGGCUGAUAGGUUCAGUGCAGGGGCAGUCUCCUUAUUUGCAAAACCUGCAGCCCUGGGCCGGAUGAGUUGCGAUUCCAGCAACCAGAAAAACUCUCGGUAGCAGCAAAGGGACAGAGGAGCGGGUGCUGAGAGGUGUCUGAGGCAGCAGUGGCCUGUGGGGAAGUUGUAAACCUCUGGCACGGAUGUUUUGAGGAGCACUGUGGCUGGCCUUUCCUGCUGACCAUCACCCAGCUGAGGCCGUGGCUUGCAGAGAGCUCAGCCCUGGGUGAGGUGUGGGUGCUGGGGCACUCAGCGAUAGCUGCAGGGUGCUGAGCAUCCUCACAGCUCCACCUGCAUGCACUUUGGCUCUUUUCUGACUGGGAAACCUGGGGGAAUGAGGAGGAAGGAUGGCUUUGCACAGAGCAAAGUGUCCUUUAUUUCUUCCUGCCUCACACUCACAGCAAGCAGGGUUAGCUCACACACUGCAUGGCGUUUUCCAGCGUCUGUGCGUGUGUUGUCUGCCCUGCAGCAGGUAGGAAGGACUGGAGCUACUGGGUGAUCCUGACAGGCGAAUGCCCCAGGACGAGGGGAGGCUGCUCCUGCUGGCUCUGAGGUCCUGGGGGGGUCCUGCCCCCAGCACUUGGCCUUGCCCACGCAGGGCACCGGCUGCGGGGUCCUCACCUCCUGCCUGCUGGCUCCUGCCCUUCCCAGGCUGAGGCACUGCCAAGGCGUGCACGGAGCCCUCUGAGCAAAUCGUGUGGCAGGGGGUGGAAGAGCCAUAGGGUAACAUUAUGGUUUCCUUCUGUGUGUUUCUCAAAGCAUUGGCUAAAUAUUUAUCUGUGUUAAACAUCACAGGAUCUCUGAGAAGGGCACCGUCCUUGUUCCUAGCCCCACAACAGAGAGAGAAACUAAGAAUGCACUCAAGUUGCAAACAAACAACUUGAAGUACAAGAAAGAAUGAAAUGAGCAUCUCCAAAUGAAAAAUCCAGUUUCUUCAGCAACCUCCAGAAGGUGCUGAAAUACUUUGACAUCUCCAAGACUCUUUCACACUUUUCAAACAAGCUUGUCACAGUUUCCCGGAGCAUUAUGCAUCGGGUGAAGCUGCAUGUUCUGAGACUCCAGCUUCACCGCCGCUCCAGCCAGGUCUUGCUUCAACUUGGCAAUCUCUGGUGUUCUGGUCAACUAGGAAAUUGCAUUAUCUCAGUCUAAUUAAAUCAGCUUUUCAUCUUCGGCUGGAGCUUUCCUUGCUUUUUGGCCAUGCCCGUCUCCAUCACACUGUUGUGUGAUUAAAGAAUUAGUGCACUUCACCCAAGAGUGGCUGCACUAAGCUGUGCACAGAGCAGCUCCUGUGCCCGUGAGCCUGGUGCUCUCUGAUGAAAUUGCUGGAGAUUGGCUUUUGAGGCCAAGCUGUGAUGAGUAACAAUUAGGAGCAUCUGGCGAUGCUGGGAGCUGCAUUUCCUUCCGCUGGGCCUGCUCCUGCUGUUGCUCCCCCGGCAGCGUGGCCCACCCCGUGCCCUACAAACCCUGCAGGUUUGCCGAAAGGCAGGGUCUCCCCUUCCUCAUCUCAGCCAUGGUAAAGGAAAAUAACCACCGUAAAUGGGACACCAAGUUGUUUCCUCUCCCAUUCCUCUCAACAGAGGCAUGUUAGCAGCGUGUCCACCCCAUGCCGUGCUUCCUCCUUGUUUCCUUCCCCGCUGGUGGCUGGGGCUGGCCCCCAGUGUGUGCAAGGCAGAGCAGCCCCCUGUGCCUGCACCAGGGGUCAGAGGAACAGGCAGGCACUGGAUGAAAUGAGCUCCUGGUGCUUUCAAGGUUUUUUUUCCCAGUGACAGCUCCUGAGGAACGUGCUCAGUAAUACCUCAGCAUCCCCGGCGCAGGGAGGGGACGAGAGGCAAGGAGCCUUUCUAUUUCUGCAGGCUCCUGGCCACCACCGUCUUAACCCUCUGCUCGGAGACUCUUGCUUGCAAGGAGCCCCGUGCCGCUGCGAGCUGCAGAAGUGGAGAGGCCAUCCAGCAGGGAGGUGACGGCUAUGGCAAAGCACCACAGCAACUCCCGAUAUUCCCGAUAUCACACUGGGUGGUGUCAAGCGGGCUGAGAUUUUCCACGUUCCUCAGAGCCUUGCAGCAGGAUAGCAGCAGGGGACGGGCACACAGGGACGGGGCACUGACCUGCCUGAUAGCGUAAGAAUGCAGCUGUGCAGGAGGCGAGCAAGUAAGAGCUGGUAGGUGCUGGGGUAGCAUCAAUGUGUGCUCCUGGGAGGCCUCAGCCCCGAGCAGUAAUUUGCUGCCUGAGCUGAAAGGAGCUGGUGGUGCUGGGCUGGGUAAGGAGGGGAAGAGCUCUUCCCACGGCUAUGGUCACCGUCGCAGGCUCAGGAGUUCCUGGAGGAUGUGGUUCAGAAAUAAGUUGAUGCGUAUUAUUUUCCUUUGAUUCAUAAGCAAAACACAAGGGUGAGCAAAGGCUCCUCAGCACUUCCAGCACUGAUUUACUUGGCCAAAUAUUGCAGCAGCCUCUUUGGGCCUGUGUCUGUCAGAUGGGCAUGGGCUGGAGGUCUAGCUCGGCUGAAGUAUUUUGGGAGCUAUGGAUAAUAAGUGCAAAGAAAGUGCAAAGUUUUUAUUAUCUUAGAAAGCCAGGACCACCUUCCAUUUAGCACUUAAGCGCUCCUGUAGGUUUCAGAUAAGGCUCUCAAAGAUACAUGGAUGUUUCCCAGUGUUACCUCUUCUAAUAUUGACCUUUAUAAUUUUACAUAGGUAAAUAGCACUGGAACCAAGAGACGUGCCUGUGCCGCUGCUUGGUGCAAUAUUCAUCUUUUCCUUUCCCCCCUGCAGAACUCCCCAGGGCCCGGCACAAGCCCGCAGCACCCAGCCUGUGCCGUGGGGACCCUUCCUCAUCAUCGAACCCUGGUGCCAGCUCCGACGGGGCCGCUGCUGGUUGCAGCCACAGCUCGGGGACGUGGCAGCGCCUGUCACCUGCUUUCAGCGCCGGAGCUGCGAUGCUGGAUGACACGGCAGAAACGUGUGUGGUAUUUAGGGCACGCUCAGCGCCGGGGGCAGGGGGAUGGGAAUUCAUUAGCGGCGCCGCAUCUCUUUUAAUCAAGAGGCAGGUGCUGCUUCUCCUCAGGCUGCAGGCAGGGUUGGUGAUGGAGGAGCUGCGGGGAUGUGUGCUGAGCGGGGGGAGAGGAUGGGGCUGGUGGUGCUCGGGAGGUGUUCAUGCCAGGGAGAAAGAAAUACUACUUAGGGUGCCCUAGCAGGGGUGAGACACCGCAGGACGGACAAAACCAGGAGAUAGCUGGGUCGGGCCCCUUGCAGAGAAGCCCCCAAGUGAUGCGCAGCACAGAGGCUGGGAAGCCAGGCUGCAUUGCCCACCCUGGCAGCCACUAGAGCACUGUGAUCUCUUCCAGCGCUGAUGCUCUGAUACUCAAAUAUGAAUUACUGUGCCAAAAAAAAAAAACAAACUACAUUUCCCAGUUUCCUUUGCAGCCCAGGGGAAUAAGCAAUUGGAAGAUUUAAAUAGACCAGACCAGAAGCAACCAACCUUUGGCACAAAGCAUUUCCCUCCUCUUCUUCCAAUCUAUUGGCUGUUUAACCUUUUUCCCUGGCACUGGAGUGGCUGCCAAGCCUGGCAUUAACUUUCCUUCCAAGCUUGCUAGGCCCAUGAAGUAAACAGCCAUGUGCAUUCCUUACUCUAUAUUUAACAGCUGCAGUCUGUGCUGGGGGCAACUGCAACAGAGGGGAACCUUUGUAGCUUCCCAAAUCCCCAGCUCGUGAGGGUGGGAGUGGGGGAAGCUUUCCGCAAGGAGAAGAGGGAUUUCUCUCCUUCCCGGUGUUUGCAAAGCAGGUUCCGUUAGCGAGAGACUGCAAUGCCAGCAUCCCAGCCGCGGUCCAGGGCACGAGACAGGAACAAUGUCCUCAACAGGGCUGAGUUCCUCUCCCUGAACCAGCCCCUGAAAGGGACCCAGGAGAGCAGGAGCCAGGGGAGGAAGCAGAGCGGCCAGGCGGGAGCAGCCGGCACCCAGAACAGCAGCCCCAAGGAGCGGAGGCAGUCGCAGCAGCUGCCCGAAGAGGACUGCAUGCAGCUCAACCCCUCCUUCAAGGGAAUCGCCUUCAACUCCCUGCUGGCCAUCGACAUCUGCAUGUCCAAGCGGCUGGGAGUGUGUGCCAACAGAGCGUCGUCCUGGGGAGGCGCCCGCUCCAUGAUCAACCUUCUGGGGAUAACGGGGCACGGGAUCCCCUGGAUCGCGGGCACGCUCAUCUGCCUGGUGAAGAGCAGCACGCUGGCAGGCCAGGAGGUCCUCAUGAACCUGCUGCUAGCCCUGCUGCUGGACAUCGUGAUCGUGGCGGGCCUGCAGAAGCUGGCCAAGCGGAAGGGCCCGUACGACGUGAGCCCCGGCUUGUUGGACUACCUGACCAUGGACACCUACGCGUUCCCGGCCGGGCACGCCAGCCGGGCGGCCAUGCUCUCCAAGUUCUUCCUCAACCACCUGGUGCUGGCCAUCCCCCUCCGCAUCCUGCUGGUCCUUUGGGCCCUCUGCGUGGGCUUUUCCCGCGUCAUGAUCGGACGGCACCACAUCACCGAUGUCCUCUCCGGCUUUGUUUUCGGCUACUUGCAGUUCCGGCUGGUGGAGUUGAUAUGGAUGUCUUCCAACACGUGCCAGAUGUUGAUAUCGAUCUGGUGAACGUGGGGGACUUGGUGCCUUUGCACUGGAAACUAGCAGAUACGUUCAGAGUCUCCCUCCCGGUAUUUUCUACAUGUUGUUUGUCGGAAACAGUUGCACCUUCCAUGAGUAGUGGCGUUUUUUAAUGUUGCUUCCCCGCCUGAAAAAAAAAAAAAAAGAGUUUCUUGCAAUGGGUUGGGUUUUAGCACCCAAGGGCCGUACCUGUGAUUUCGGCCGUAUUCUCAAACUAGAGUUGGACAGCAACCAAAUUAAGCUUUACGGGUGAGAGAAGUGAGCUACAUGUCUGCCUUGGGGUGGCUCACAGCAGCACCUCGGUACGUCCUCAGCAUGGGCAGUGCCUGAGAGCCUCCUGAGGACACAUUCGUUAACGUUUUUGAGGCUAAAUGAUUUGGGCCGCAGUGCUGCGACUGUGUCUUGUACAGUCAGGGCACUGCUGGCGUUUCGCAGUUAAUAAAUAAUCCUAAAAAUCC
Cygnus olor (mute swan) is the source of this 5320-nucleotide messenger RNA. It is a transcript of the gene PLPP7, whose product is annotated as phospholipid phosphatase 7 (inactive). Bases 4035 to 4850 code for a protein of 271 amino acids. NCBI's taxonomy places the organism in Eukaryota, Metazoa, Chordata, Aves, Anseriformes, Anatidae. The transcript has 2 exons. Gene Ontology annotation, cellular component: nuclear envelope. The record is from RefSeq and is a predicted model, not a curated record. Gene Ontology annotation, molecular function: sphingosine-1-phosphate phosphatase activity.